AUGCUUAUUCUAAUUUUCUUAAAUUUUAUAAUAGGCAUCUUGUGUGUGAAUAGAAAUGAAAGCAAAGUAAUAUUGACUGAUUUGUAAUAUUAUGUUUAAAUGUUAGCUACAAUAAAAAUUCGCCAGUUUAUGUGAUAGCUCCUUAUUAUGAAUCAUUUACUAUUGACUUAUUUAAUUCUAAAGAUGCCUUAGGAAACACAAGCUUUAGUAAUGUAAAUUCAUCAAACUAAAAUUUGACAUAUAAAGUCACUUCUUUUAUAGAAACUACAUCAGAAUCUAUAGAGUAAAAUGUUGAUGCAUCUUAGGUCAGCAUUUUGUCCAAUUGAUGAAUGGGGGCCUUUAUAUCAACCUGCUCGUUUCUAUUUAAGUUUAACUGCUUUAGAUCUUCUUUUUUAUAAUCAAACUGAUGAUAAAAUAGUAUAGGUCUAAACCAGAUUGCAUAAUGAUUUGUAAGAUUUGGAUGAAAAUUUUUAAAAUAUUUCUUGUUAUUCUAUAUUUUAAUUUAGAAAGGAUAACUAAUUUGGAUUAGAUUGUAAUUUAGAUAAUAAUGCUACAAUACUAAUUUUUGACUUAAUAUUUGAUGAGCAAACAUUAAUUAUAGUUAAUUUUACCUAUAAUUCUUACUAUUAUUAUUCAUAUGAAGAUGAGGACAAUUAGAAUUUUCUAAAGAAAUGUUAAUUCAGAAAAACAAUAAAUGCAAAUAUUCUCGAUAUCACUAAUGACAUAAAAUAUGAAUUUAUCCAAUAUUGUCCUAGUUUAUUCAAUUAAAAAGCAAUCACAAACGAUUUUUUAAUUAUUUAUCAUGAAAUAAUAAAUACUCAAAACAAUAAUAUAGUAUUGUAGGCCUUUAAAGCAAACACUACAGAUUUAGAAUCUUGUAAUUUGGAUAAGAAUUUAAUGAUUGAAUAGAUAUUUAUAAACUCAAUGAUAAAUGGAUAUAAUAAUUAAACUUGGAAUGUUGGAUUUUUAUUUUAGUUAUCACCAAAAAUAUGUAAAUGCAAUAUUUAAGAAGUUUAUGCAUCUCAUUACAAUAUAUUAUGUAAGAGCACAUUAAUAGAGCGUAUUUAAUUUGAUAUUUUAUAGUUUAUCAGCCUAAUUAAAUAAGAUAAGUACAAACUCUAAAUGAUGAAGUAAUUCUUGUUACUGGUACUAAUAUGGCUAUCCUUGUUAUUUAUUUAGAAAGAUCUUAUUAAUCAGAGAACUACUUUACUAUUAGUUAUAAAGAGAUUUUUGAACCUGGUUAUCUAUUAGUAGAUGUGUCUAUUACUAGUCAAUAUUUAGCAGUUAUUAUGACUGAUUCUCCAUUUGCAUAAUAAUUAUCUCCUUUCUAUUCUAAACCAAAUUUAUAUUGUUCUAAAUAAGCAUCUGGAGAAACUAAAAAUAUAUUUAAGAUUUUUUAUUUAAAUGGUGAAUAUAAAACUGUUUAUUAUGAAUCAAACACAUUUAAUUAGUUUCAAAGUUUCUUUUAAAGUUUAAAUUAAAUAGAUUUUGGAAAUUUCAUUCUUUUAUAUAAUUUUUUUAAUUAGAAACUAAAUGUCAUUACAUUAUUUGAGAAGUACUAUUAUUAUCAUAUUUAUAUAAUAGAUAGAUGAAUGUAUCUUAUUAAUUGGGAUAAGGUAACAUAACUUAAACUUAUAAUUAGUAAAUCACUCCAAUUAUUGUAAGUUAUUUUAAUUAUUAUUAAGAUUUCUUUUAAUAUUUCAGGUGGAUAUACAGUAUUUGA
Messenger RNA from Paramecium primaurelia, 1723 nucleotides. NCBI's taxonomy places the organism in Eukaryota, Ciliophora, Oligohymenophorea, Peniculida, Parameciidae. The record is from the annotation of a GenBank genome assembly.